Molecule: messenger RNA, 961 nt
Organism: Microbotryum saponariae
Lineage: Eukaryota; Fungi; Basidiomycota; Microbotryomycetes; Microbotryales; Microbotryaceae
Source: the annotation of a GenBank genome assembly
AUGGCCAGUGAUACCACCGCCAUCACCGUGACGACCCCAGCGUGUGAACCAGAGCUCCUCGAUGGCGUCGACCGCGAGCUCCUUGACGCCGUCGUCCUCGUCGAGCGUGCGCCAGACGAGCUUGCGACAAAUGUCGAUGCGUUGCUCCUCGGUGGCGACGACGCCGUAGAGCGUCUUGAGGAGCCGCACGACGCGCUUGCGCACGCCGAGGCCGGUGUCGGUGAUGCGUUCGGCGAUCUGCGGGAGGUAGCGCGUCGCGAGGGCGGGGCGGUUGACGACGUACUUGCCGACGAGCUCGAUCGCGGCGUCGCGCACGGCGGGCGAGCCGUCGUGCAUGCGAUGUUCGAUGCCGGCACGGACCUCGGAGCGGUGGAAGAGCUCCGGGUCCUGCGCGACGAGCACGCCGAUGCCGCGCAGGGCCUUGGUGCGCAGCGCGACGGCCGUCGACUCGGAGCUCUCGACGACGAGCGCGAGGAUCGAGUCGUACAGGCCGGCAAGGGGUCGGCCCCGCGCAAGCUGGACGGCGAGAUCGUCGACGACGGGCUGCUCGGCUUCGGGGGAGGGGCCAAAGACGUCGUCGUCGCUCGGAAGGAUCCAGGCCGUCGUGGCGUGGUGGCGCAGUCGUGCGUGGAACGACUGCGCGAGCCGACCGGCCUCGGUGUGUUCGAGUUCCUCGGCCGUGUAGUGCGCGAGCAACGACGUCGACUUGUGCAGCGCUACGACGAGAUCGGCUCCGAGAGUCGCGGCUGCAAAGUCGGCGACGCCGUCGUGUUGGUCGCGACGCACGAGGUGGCGCACAACGGCGCGUUGCGCCUUGACGUACGUGUCCAACGCGGCGACGUCCUCUUUGCUGACGAUAUCGCCGAGGUUCCCCAGCACAAUCGACGCGGUCGAUGGCGUCGAGGAGGGGGGUUCGCUCGCAGCGUCCUGGCGCAGCCUUGCUCCGAUCGAGCAAAGGUGA